UUUUCUAGAACACGUCGGAGGCAUCCUGUCGCUUCACUUCCCGUGUGUGUCAAUGUAGUCGUUGUUUAUAUUUGUGUCGUUCGUGUCAUUAACCUCGGGCGGCGUCGAUCGGCGUACGUUACGUGAACUGAUUCAGUCCGCACCGAUUCCAGCGAAUUCAGGUCAACGAUUGGAUUCGAUUGUCGCCGUCAACACUACCAACAUCUUGCAUCGGUUGCGGAGUGCUUCGUGAGUCAUGGCUACGGCUGAGCGUCCCAACGCAAUACACGGUAAGCGGCUUCUCGCCCGAGUACGACUGGAGGCCGAUCGAGUUUGAAGAGCCCGUGGACGCCGAUAAGAUCUGCGCGUCAUGUCGAGUGUUGUCGAGGGGUACGGCACUGUUGGGAUGCUCGCACGCGCUCUGCGAGCCGUGCUACAUGGCGUCGCUGGAAAGCGGACAGCGCUGUCCGAUCGACGAUGCUUCGUACGUCGAAGGUGAGGUCCAGUGGCUCUCCACGGCACCGAGGGAACUUGAGGGCAUGCGCGUCAAAUGCUGGAACGCCAAGCACGGCUGCCCGUUCGUGGCGACACUGAGCGACCUCCCUGCUCACUACUACCAGAAGUGUCAAUUCCACGCAGUCUCCUGCGACCGCUGUCAUGCCGAAGUUCCGAGGUCCGGCAUGCGCGACCACCGAGACGCUUGCAGGAAGCAUGACGUCAAGCUGGAGUCUCAAGAAAACGGCGGAGCCGCCGAGGCGUCCGGCAUACUGAAGCCGGCCGGCGACUCUGAGAAGAUUCCGUCACUUUCCCUCGCCGAGGUCGCGGACUUCCAGUACAGCCUGGAGACGAAACUCAACUCGCUCGUCGAGCACGUUCACAGCAGGGAGGUCUCCGGCGUCAGCAAGUCCGAACUGGUGACCACUGCGGUCAGUCUCCUGCGUUCAGUCGGCUUGCUGUCCCUCUCGGCGACUUGGCGACCGCGGGGUCUAGCCGUACUGGUCAGCAGGGUUCGCUACUUCACCAGACAGGUUCCAGAGUACGCGGAAGAAGUUUACAGCGCGCCUUCGAACGUCUGCGGCUACUCCCUGAGGCUCGGCGUCCGCUGCGAGCGCAAGCUGGUCUCGCCGGCAAAGUCAGCUAACGACAACGCGGAGAGGAAGGAAGACCUCGUGCUGAGGUUCAAGGUCCAGCUAUGUCCGGCCCCCACCAACUCUGCGCUGCAGUGGCCCUUCCGCAAGUCUCUAACCUUCUCGGUAAUGCAUCCGCAGGAUUCGACAAAGGAGGUCCGCUUCUUCCUCAACACGUCCAUGAUGUCGAGCGAGCCGUCUUUCCAGAUGCCCGCCUCCGCUGACAACCCUCCUUUCACGGUCGGCGGUCCUCUUCAUGUCAGUGCACUCGCUGGGUGCCAGUUCUGGAGCUACGGUACCUUGCAGCUGCGACUCAGCAUGACUCUCUCAUCUGGUGGACAGCAUGAGGGAAGUGACGAGUGAGACAGUUUACGCAGCAGCUGAGACAUGUCCAACUUGUAAUGUAAUCAGUUGACCUUGUCAUAGAGGCCCACUCUUUCCUAUAUAUAUAUAUAUA
Molecule: messenger RNA, 1563 nt
Organism: Rhipicephalus sanguineus (brown dog tick)
Lineage: Eukaryota; Metazoa; Arthropoda; Arachnida; Ixodida; Ixodidae
Exons: 1
Coding region: 417-1469 (350 amino acids)
Molecular function (GO): protein binding
Source: RefSeq, a predicted model, not a curated record